GGUGUCCUCUUCCUUGGGUCAAGGAAUUCAUUGUUUAGGUUGGAUGUGAUGCGAAUGUGCCAGAUUGGCGCGUGAGCUCUUGUCGCGGUGGUUUGCAGCCGUUCCUUUUUUUCAAUGUGUGCCCCUUGAAGUUGUUUCAUUCGACGAUUGUCAACUUCUACGUCGUGUUCAGCGUACGCCUGCCGUGCUGCACGACCAUGGGUUACGAUCUUUGCCGUUUUCAAGGCGACGUCGAUGAAGAGUUGAUCUGCCCGGUUUGCUCAGGUGUUCUUGAGGAACCCCUACAGGCACCACAAUGUGAGCAUGCCUUCUGCCAAGGCUGCAUCUGUCAGUGGUUGUCAAGACAGCAGACAUGCCCUGUUGACCGGCAGUCCAUCACUGCAGCACAGCUUAAGCCCGUGCCACGCAUUCUGCGAAACUUGUUGUCCAGGCUCCAAAUGUCGUGUGACAAUGCCCAGUUUGGCUGUAGUGCCAUUGUCAAGCUUGACUGUCUGACAUCACACCGAGAAACUUGUGAGCACAACCCUCGGCGACUAGUGCCAUGCGAGCAGGGCUGUGGCCUUGUUGUUCCAAAAGAUGAACUGAAGGAUCACAACUGUGUGAAGGAGCUUCGAUCACUGGUGCAGUUUCAGCAACAAAGGCUCAAUGAGUUCCAACUGGAGAUCAGGGAACAGGGGCGAGAGAUCAGCAUGCUCAAGGAUUACAUCAGAUCCAUACGGACAUUCAGCUCCCCCCUGCCUCCUGCUUUGGACCCCCUAGUUGAGCAAGAUGAAGUCAUGGGGUGGGCAGGUAAGCUGCAGCGAGCACGAGUCACACGCUGGGGCAGCAUGAUUUCCACACCGGAUGCAGUGCUUCAAGCCAUGGUAAAGCGUGCCCUGACUGACAGUGGCUGCCCCCAGCACAUCCUGCAGAUGCUUAUUGAGAAUGCUCAUGAACGCCGCUGGCCUCCAGGGCUAAGCACACUUGAAACACGCCAAAUGAAUAGACGUCAUUACGAGGCCUACGUCUGCAAGCGCAUCCCGGGCAAGCAGGCUGUUGUAGUGGUAGCGUGUGAGAAUCAGCAUAUGAAUGACGAUAUGGUGCUUGAGCCGGGCCUAGUCAUGAUCUUUGCUCAUGGCAUUGAGUGAACAUGUGCGAGGCUGUUGUCAUGGGUGUGGUUGAUCUGGCUGUAGUAAGUUUAGCAGAUGAUGUACUGGCUAGGUUAAUUAGUGAAGCUCUAUUGAGAAACUUUGCUGUUGUUGGUAACAUUACCACGAAGGGUGUUCAGCCUCACAGCGUGCCACUUUCAGCUGCUGCCUUGUUUUUGUGGGAUUUAGCAAACAGAAGCAACGUGAGCUUCAGUACCUAAAUGUAUGACAAGUACAUAUAUUCAUUUUAUUGGAACAAACCGAAUGCAAAGACAAAGUGCUAGGGUGUGGCAUUCAGCUGUGGCAUUUAGCUAGGUAGCUAGCUAGCUAGCUAGCUAGCUAGCUAGGUAGCUAGCUAGCUAGCUAGAUAGAUAGAUAGAUAGAUAGAUAGAUAGAUAGAUAGAUAGAUAGAUAGAUAGAUAGAUAGAUAGAUAGAUAAAUAGAUAAAUGGAUAGAUAGAUAGUUCAGCAUAGUUGUUUCUGACGAAAUAACGGAAAAAAACAAGUAUGGGUGACUGAACUUCCCAAGAACUUUGCCUCCACUAAGAGGCUCACUAAGGAAAACAAGUAACAUUAAGACGCAUUUGAAGCAUUGUGUGACCCGAAAAAGUUUCCACAUUACACUCGUUGGGCAUGUGAGGGAUACGCUCCGUUCUUAAUCGCUUAACGGCGAUACUUUAUCAUGCGCCUAGUAAGAUGGCUGCCACAGCCGCCAUCUUGCCAAAGGCACAACUUCACUCCUAGGCGAUGAUUUUUACUCUAGCAAUUAAAAAAAAUCCUUCGUGGUCAAGACAUGAAUAAUGUCACAAUCCCAUUGCGCACUUCCCGGCAAGCAGUGGCACAUACCCAUGGGUGGGUAUGUGCCUCUGGCAUGCGGGUAUGUGCCGCAGGUGUUUGACACUUGCGCAGGUGUUUGCCACUUAUCUGCCCAAGAACGACGAGAAUAUACUGGAGUAAUUUUAAGGCGCGAGCGUUAAGAAGUACCCGACAUCGGUAGCGUCAACCCCACGAAUGCAGAGAAUAAAUGUCAGGGUUCUAGCUGGAAUCGAACGCAAGCAUUUUGCGUGGCAAUGAAGCAUUUUACCACAGAGCUACGCCAGGUCUCGAAGCUACUUUUCAAAUAGAUGCUAAUCUUCAUGAAAUGUCAAUAGUGGUUGCAGUGCUGCCUACACAAUUUUAUAAACAUUACAUAUGUACUCCUUUGAUACAGCCGUCACGUCGGGUUAACGUCAAUUAUGAUUAGUUGCCACGCGCUGAAGUUGAUUUAUGUAGCAGUGUCCAGGGCCAGCAUCCUCGCUAGCAUCAGCGCUUCAUAUCAGCUUCUGGUGUUGUUAAGACACAUGUUCCCGUUGUCGUCGUUGCACAAGUGAAAACAACUGGUUAUAUAAACAUCUGCAACUCUUCAACAUAUGUGUCUGUGUGCAACAUUUGUACUUAUAUUUGGCGUCAUUUCAUGACGUGUCGCUCAAAAAAAAAAAAAAAAAAAAUCCAACACUGUCACCUUCCCUUCGCAGGCUUCGUAUAACGUCGAUUCCCAGGUACGUGGGAUCUGCUGAAUUUUUAAAACUAGAAACUGAUAAUGUUUAGUGUGACAGAAUUUGCUAUGUUUUUCGGUUGAAAAAUGUCAUUGAAGUUUUCGAACUGAAUUUUCGGAGUAGGCAUUGCAGGGAAGAACUAUGCCACCAGUGCAAGUGCACAAAUUGCUGGAGUAAGCACAAAUCGUAAGUUCGCAUACACUGCGAAUUCCAUCAGACAGGCUGAUUCAUUUGUUUAUAUUUAAAAAAAAUGGGUAAAUCAUGAUGUGCUGACGUUGCGAGAAGCAUGCAACGUGUUGCCCACGGGUUAUUGCUGUGUUCCAGUGAAGCACUUUUUUUUUUCUGCAGGCAGCAGCGUGCUGGGAUGCUUGGCCUGUCACUCAUUCGUAUCGCUACACUUUAUUGCCUUGCAGUUCUUAAGGGCCGUCAUUUAUGCGGAUUUGGGGCGAAAUUGGGGUCGGAAUGGGUACACGACACCCUAAGUUUUCUAAGUAACUGGGCAUGUGCUGACCGUCGCUUCAAAUUAUCCAAUUCAACUUCCUAUGCUAAAUGUUGGACCGCAAAAAUCAUUGAAAAAAUUGAGGUUCACUUAUUUACUUGAAUGUAACAAGAAGGAUGACUCUCCAGUCAUGUAAAAUAGACAUGCUUUGACUGUGAACAUGAAACGAUGUCAAUGGAAAAAAAAAGAAGUAUCUUUAUUCACAAGAAUCACAAUUCAGAAGAAUGUUCAUUGAGAGAUCAUUCAUAAUUUGAGAAGCUUUCUUUGGCUGCAAUCUUCAGGCAACAAGUAGAGGAGAUAGUUUCUUUAUUCGCUUCGAAAGUGUGCUGAACUGCUCCUUUCUCAUGAUCAAGACCCAUAGCAGGACUGACAUGACAUCACUUGCAUAGGAAAUGUUGCAAAAGUUUUAGCAAUGUCGGACCACAUUAAAGUGAUGUACUAGGCACGGUGACUAACCCACAGUUCCGCUGCUCCAGGCAAGCCAAGAGAGCUUCGACUGUGAACCUACACCCAUUUUUUCGCGGUGUAUAGUUGAACCACUUCAUAAGAGAUAUGCACCAGGCAGCAAUUCUGGUCUUUUAUAUGAGAUGUCUCUUAUAAGCAUGGUACCACGUAUACAUUUUCCUAUCAAACCGUAUUUUACUGUAGGCACGCUGGUGUCUCUUAUACCCAUUUGUCUCUUACAUCAGUGUCUCUUAUAAAGGGGCUUGGCUGUAUAACCAUACUAGCCAAACUUGCACGCAUCUUACUAAGUGCUUCGCAUGAUCAUGCGAAUCUUGGAAGGUGACACUUGCAAAUUUUAAUCUGUACGCACACUUUUCCUUAGCAUGCAGUGUUGCCGUAGCUGUAAAUGUGAGACGAGAUAGGUACGGCCACCUGCCGCACAGAAUGGUUGAUCCAGAAAUGCCAUGUAUUAUACUCUUCUGCCAAUUUCAAUUCUCGGCAGUGAUGUAGUUAUUGAUGCAUUGCUUUUUUUCACUAUUUUUACGCCACAGUAACUCGGCAAAAACAAGGAAACAUUUAUGGUAAUGGUUGCACGAAGCAUCACAAUAUGUCUGAAUCAUCGUCCAUUAACCUGGUACUCCGAAAAGAUCUCUGCUUAUAUCGGAAUUCUGUAUGCGCUAAUAUCCUCUAUUAGAGAGUUUUAGUGAGUUUUGAUGGCAUCUGGACACUUGCUCACUUGUAUGUGUUAGAUCAGACAAUGCAACACUGCAUGCGUCAGUUUUGUGGGCUCAUGUAUUGAAGCUUACAGAAACUGAAAGUAAUUCUUUUAAAUAAGGCUAUACUAAACUGCCUAGGGAGAAUAUGUGAAUGUUGGGGUGUGUAUCCUACUUCUAGAUAAAUAAGAAACAUUUGCAUCAAUGAAUGCACUAGCGUCAAAGUUGAUGUCGCCACACCUUUAAAAGUUAAAAAAAAAAGUGUUUCUAAAAGACAUUUUGUGUGUUUAAGCUGAUUCAGUGUUUCUUUUCACUGUUCCUUUCUCAGUAAUUUUCAUUCUGUAAAUGGCUCACAAGGCAGAUUUGAAUUGUUAUUGAUUCUACGCUUGACAAAUGAUAUAGUUUGGACGUCGCUAUACAACCUCCUCCUUCACAAAUGUGUAACUGGGAUUUAAAUUUUAGAACCUACUGUUGUUGGCAAAGUGCCUUCUUGGCCUUCCACAUGCUGUUUAGCUUCAAUGAAGCAAUCUUCGUCGACUUUCCACGAAACCAGUGCUGGUUAAGUCUAGUGAUUCAAUGUGGGGUCUUAAUGAAUGGCCAGUGGUAAAAUAUUGAGCCACCGUAUGCAUAUCACUAACUAUAAGGUGGCUGCUGAGGAAAUUUGGGUUUGCUGGUGGCUGGCUGGCAGCUGCUGUAAAUGCGCAAGUUUGGCUGAGAGUCCUUCAGAGGAGAUGUUGAAAGUUGACAUGUAGGCAGACAGCACUGAACUGAAAUUGUCCAGCAUGAAUAGGGAUUCACACGCCAGACACUAUUGUGGAUUUAAUGAAGCUAAAUUUCAAGUAGAUACCUUGCUGAAACGAAGCAAGGAACUUCUGUAGUCAGUUGCUUUAUUUGAUAGUUCUAGUCUUCUGCGAAACAGGUUACUGCUUCAUUUGUUAGGUGCAGUAGCUUGCCUUGUGAAAGGCAAAGCAUGCAAAUUUGCCUCUGUUGCACACUUGAAUUUGCAUCUCUUGCCAUUCAGGUUUUUCUGGUUGACUGUCUCCCAUUGAAAAAGGUUUGUGUGACUGUGACAGUGAUUUCUGAUUUUAGGUAAUUAUUCUUAAGCCAAUUUUUGUGUUUUGAGGAGAAGUGUUCAUGUGAUAUUGGGCUGUGUCUUACUGUCUGUGGGCAUAAAUAAUAUUUCUCAGCUGUAUUUUCAUUCCCGUGUCAUAAGUAACGUCUGUGCUAUCAGCGGAAAUGGUCUGAAUUGCUCAUCUGGGUGUGGCUUUUGAACUUUCACUUUUUGUUCAUUUUAUUCUUUCUGAUAUGCCCUAUAUGUUUAGAAAAGCCUUUCCCAUAUUGGGUUGUAGAGGGGCAGUUUUAUAUGGAAUGUGGGUUGAGUGUCUGCAACACUGUGCUCUUGCGGAGACUGUAGCUAAGCAGCUGCUGGUUUGCAGUCGGAAUCUUGUUUUGUGUGAAGAGCAAGGUAGCUCACCUGUAUGCCGUUUGCUCUGAAAAAGCUGUGAUAGAAACCAGUAGAAUUGUAUUUUUGAGGGUCAAGAUAUUACAUUUGUAUAGAGAACGACUGAGCAACCAGCUUAGUUGGGUGCUGUGUUCUGGUCUCCUAGACUGCUUGUUCAUAUGUGUCUGCAUUGCUCCCGUAUUACAUGUAUGUAGUUUCUUUGCAAAUCAGUUGCCUGAAAGGCUUGCUAUUUAUUUUGCCCUGUUAGUCUGUGAGAGAAGAGUGCGAUCAUUAUGAUACUGUAGAUAGUACACUUUUGUCAUUGCCUCUUUCUCUUUUUUUGAUGUGUGCUUUCAUGUUUAAGGGGUAAUGUACAGCCUUCAUUGUUGGUGUUGCUACUUUUAUGAGCUCUGUGAGCCUCUUAUCUGCCUUCUGUAGUUUUUAUUAUUGCUAUUAAUAGUACUUGACAGCUUAUACUCUUCCAUGUUUCUUGCAGCCCCGGCAUUAUCAGUACGCACCAGGCUCAACAUUCCGUAUACUUGUCUUUAAGAUGAAUCUCUGGGUGGAUGUGUGGUUACUGCAUUUUCCUCCCUCAUGUGUUGGCGGUCUCCAGCGUACACGGUGUUUGGACAUGAUAGUACGUUUUCUCUCUGCUGAUGCUCCUUUUCUCAAUUCGACUCGUAUGUUUUUUGGGCUACUGAUGUCCGGUUAUGUCAGACUAUUUAUUGUGGAAGUAUAUUUAGACUAUAUUGUUCAUGUAUUAAAUUUCUUUUUUG
Messenger RNA from Rhipicephalus microplus (southern cattle tick), 6534 nucleotides. It is a transcript of the gene elgi, whose product is annotated as E3 ubiquitin-protein ligase NRDP1 elgi. Gene Ontology annotation, molecular function: ubiquitin protein ligase activity. The record is from RefSeq and is a predicted model, not a curated record. NCBI's taxonomy places the organism in Eukaryota, Metazoa, Arthropoda, Arachnida, Ixodida, Ixodidae. Gene Ontology annotation, biological process: protein ubiquitination; regulation of canonical NF-kappaB signal transduction. Gene Ontology annotation, cellular component: plasma membrane signaling receptor complex.